Molecule: messenger RNA, 1119 nt
Organism: Vitis riparia (riverbank grape)
Lineage: Eukaryota; Viridiplantae; Streptophyta; Magnoliopsida; Vitales; Vitaceae
Product: MADS-box transcription factor 23-like
Exons: 8
Coding region: 126-896 (256 amino acids)
Biological process (GO): positive regulation of transcription by RNA polymerase II
Cellular component (GO): nucleus
Molecular function (GO): protein dimerization activity; DNA-binding transcription factor activity, RNA polymerase II-specific; RNA polymerase II cis-regulatory region sequence-specific DNA binding
Source: RefSeq, a predicted model, not a curated record
UAGUACCACGAAAUCUCUCCUCCCCACCCGACAAGGAAAAAAUCCCUAUAAAUCCAGGCUUCGCUCUUUCUCUUUAACCUCAUUUUUCCAGCCCUUUUUUUCUCGGGAAAAACACAGACAGAAAAAUGGGGAGAGGCAAGAUUGAAAUCAAGAAGAUUGAAAAUAUCAACAGCCGUCAAGUCACCUUCUCAAAGCGUCGUGCAGGUUUGCUUAAAAAGGCCAAAGAAUUGUCAGUUUUAUGUGAUGCUGAAGUUGGUGUCAUCAUCUUCUCCAGCACAGGAAAGCUUUAUGAGUUCUCUAGUUCAAGUAUGGAGCACACUCUGACUAGAUAUGGGAGGGGGCUGGACUCGGAACUUCCUUCACUUCAUCGGUCCGCAGAGGUCCGAUAUUCCAUGGUUCCUCAAGAGUCCCAGCCUGAGGUCGAUUCUCUCAAAGAAGAAGUUGCAAAACUACAGAAGGGUUACCUGCGAAUGAUGGGGAAGGAACUGGAUGGGUUGAGCUUCAAAGAGUUGCAGCACCUAGAGCAUUUAUUAAGCGAAGGGAUACUAUCUGUUAAAGACAAAAAGGAGCAGGUACUGUUGGAGCAGCUCAAGAAGUCCAGGAUGCAUGAACAAAGAGCUAUGAUGGAGAAUGAGACCUUGAGAAAGCAGGUUGAGGAGCUCAGGCGAAGCUCGAGGCCGCAGCCGCCAUCUUUCAUUGAGUACCAUCCUCCUGAAAGGAGGCAGUCUCUCCAGAUCAGUUCAAAAACACCUUGCAGUUGCAGUACUGUAGAUGAAAGAGGAGGCUCCGACACUUCCUUGCAUUUGGGGUUGCCUUCAGAUGCUUAUCUGAAGAGAAAGGGUCCCAAAAUUGAACCUAUUUUCAUCGAUUCAGAAAGUCAAGUGGCCUCAGAGUGAUGUUUUCUUGGAAAAUUCUCGUCGAAGUCGAAGGCGAAGCCGAAAUAUUGGAAAAACGCUCUCUAGUUUCAGCACUUUUUAGCCGUUAAUUUUCAGCUUUUAGGAUAUAUGUAAUGUAGGCAUGGCGUUUUUUCCUUGUUCUUUUUCCAAUUAGUAUAUAUUUAGUUUCUGUUAAUUUCCAUUGAAAGUAUAAAUAAAAGAAGGGCAGGUGUACAUUCUUGUA